Messenger RNA from Epinephelus moara (kelp grouper), 4787 nucleotides. It is a transcript of the gene sirt6, whose product is annotated as sirtuin 6. The coding region runs from base 124 to 1179 and encodes 351 amino acids. The transcript is spliced from 9 exons. Gene Ontology annotation, molecular function: NAD+ binding. The record is from RefSeq and is a predicted model, not a curated record. Lineage: Eukaryota; Metazoa; Chordata; Actinopteri; Perciformes; Serranidae.
CAUCGUCGCCCAGAGAUGACGGCAGCCAAACAUCACAAUUAAAACCCGCCUGGGAGAUUAUUUAGCUUCACAACAAGCAGUUUUCUAAACAAAUAUAAUAAAGACACGACAACAACAACAGCCAUGUCUGUGAAUUAUGCUGCUGGACUGUCGCCGUACGCGGACAAAGGUGUUUGCGGACUUCCGGAGGUGUUUGACAGCCCUGAGGAGCUGAAGGUGAAGGCAGAGACCCUUGCUCAGAUGAUUAAAGAAUCUGAGUACUUGGUCGUCCACUCUGGAGCAGGAAUCAGCACCUCAGCAGGCAUCCCUGACUUCAGGGGUCCGAAGGGUGUAUGGACGUUAGAAGAAAAGGGUGAGUCACCUCGCUUUGACACCACAUUUGAAGAUGCCCGACCCAGCCUGACUCACAUGGCCCUCCUGGGACUGCAGAGGGCCGGCUACCUCAAGUAUCUCAUCAGCCAGAAUGUGGACGGCCUACAUGUGCGAUCAGGCUUCCCCAGGGAUCUGUUAUCGGAGCUUCAUGGGAACAUGUUUGUGGAGGAGUGUGAGAAGUGUGGCAGGCAGUAUGUCAGAGACAAAGUGAUCGGCGUGAUGGGACUGAAACCGACAGGACGUUACUGUGAUGUGGUUCGAUCCAGAGGACUCAGAGCCUGCAGAGGAAAGCUGAUCAGCACUAUACUGGACUGGGAGGAUGCUCUUCCUGACAGAGACCUGAACAAAGCAGACGAUGCCAGCAGACGAGCAGACCUGGCACUGACGCUCGGCACCUCCAUGCAGAUCAAACCCAGUGGAGACCUUCCACUUCUCACCAAGCGCAAAGGAGGGAAACUGGCCAUUGUCAACCUGCAGGCCACGAAACACGACAAGCAUGCCCACCUGCGUAUCCAUGGUUACGUGGAUGAUGUCAUGAAAGAGGUAAUGGAGCUGCUGGGAUUGGAAAUCCCAAAGUGGGAAGGUCCGACUGUCUGUGAGAGCUCCAAAGUGGCCUCUGAGUCCACCACUGACGUCAAACCACCACGUGCAGUUACAGCAGAGAAAAAGGUGAAAAAGGAGGCGAUUAAGGAGGAGAGGAAAAGAGACACAACGGCACUAACAGAGGAUGGGGGUGUUACGGAGGAGGUGGUGUCGGUAAAGAGGGAGAGAGCGCAGCCCCCAGUGGAGAUAAAUGAAGAGAAAUAGCCUCAGGUUCGAUUUUCUGCGUUUUUCGCAUCCAUCAGAGCCUUCGGAGACAUUUGACCAAGACUCAGUGAAGAAAAUGUGGCGGUGGGACACAUCCGCAACAAGACAGAGGAACAGGGAGCACAGGAUAAUUUCAAAACUCAGACAGCUCACGUUUAACAGGUCAGACAGUAAUAUUCAGGUGCAUUGAAAUUUGAUUGAAUUGAAAUUUUUGCAACGAGUAGAACAAUAAAAUGCAUCUGAAUCAGUGUCCAAGGUGUCUGUGCAUAAUAAUUUUUUUCGGAUGACGGACUUAAAAAAUGCAUCUGGAAAAAAAACUAAUUUCAGUGUACGAAGGCCUUUACUCUCCCAGUCUGAAGAGGCAGACAGUACGGGCACAGAAGCUAAAUUAUGUUCUGCUGGAUGUCACAUUAGUUCGGUUCCUGAAGGUCACACAUUAACACAAAUGAUCAAGGUAUUGGUAGACCAGUAACUCUCAGUGUUCAGUGAGGUAAAAUUACUGUUUUUGUCAGUGCAGUCUGGUUUUUAAGAAAGCAUAGAUCAGUUUGAGUUCACCUACCUGCUGGACAGUGCUGUCUGAUGACAAGGUAGAGUGUAGAUUAUUAUAAUAUAGUAUAAUAUUGUAGAUAGCGUACACUUUAACUAAUUAAUUUCUUUUUUAGGUGGCUAAAACACAUUUCACUGCUGCUCCCGUCCACAGCCACCAGACUCCAUUGACAAAACAGUAAUUUUACCCUGCAGAACACUGGGAGAACUGGGAGCGUAAUAGUACAGGAAAACUUUAAAUAAAUCUUAGUUGAAAUACACAAAAAAUGAAUCUCACUAUGUAUAAGGUUUAAUAAUAGCACCAUCUUUCACCUCCAUAUACACAUGAUACAGUCACAGCAGGUCACACUGUCAGCGAAAGAUGUGUGUGAUGGAAGAUAGGGCAUCAGCACUAUAACCUGCGUCACUGCCUUUCCCUAAUGACUGAGUCGGCGUUUCAGAGUCAACCUUUAAUUAAUCUCUCAAGACAGAUUCUGCAGUUUACAUUGUAGAAUCUGUCGGCAGCCCUGUGUGAAAGACGACUACAGAGGGGGGAAAGGGUGGGGCUUUGAGUUUGAACGAUGCUGCGCUUUAGCCAAUCACAAUGGAGGGGGCGUGGCCGAGACGUGCAGGUGUCCCUAGGAAAUGUGUACCAACAGAAACAGUAAGCUCUGCGUCCAUGGCGACCGCUCCACCCAAAACGCCAUCUCAUCAAUGUGACUUUUUUUUUUUCCAGCGGAUGUCUUAGUUACAACAUGAUUGAGCUAACUGGAGUGAUUUCAUGUUGUAUCCAACAACAGGAGGCUUUUAACAGAUGACGUCCUGAUGUUAGCUUUGCUGCUGCUGUUAGCUGUCCCUGUCAGCUGCAGCCACUGAUGCUUUCUAGACAUCGUGAUUUCCCAAAACUGAAUACAUACCACGCAUAGCAACACAAAACUGCUUUGCUAGCUUAAUCAUGUUGUAACUAAGAUAUCCGCUGGAAAAAAAAAAAAAAAUUUCACAGACCGUAUAUUGAGUUACUGAGUUACUACAGAUACCGUUAACGGGGCUAACAGCUAACGGUUAGCCCAGCUAAUCUACGAUAACCAUGUUAUUAAUUACAAAACAUGCACACAUAAAUAGUAAUGUUUGUUCAAUCAUUGUGUUUAUAGACUUUACAAACAUCACGUGUACAUCACAUGUAAACAACAAGGCGAUUCCCUGGGGGCACCGCCGGAAGUGAAGGGGGUGAGCGAUUCCCCGAGGCCCCUGCACUUCCGUUAGUCGAAAAACUACGGGUAGUGCCUCCAGAGGUAAAGGAAGAAAAAAAAUCCUUUAUUUAUUUUAUUUUUUUACCGAUGGAUUUGGAAAGACGAGACAAAGAAAUGAGAUCUGGAGCACAUGGUUAUAUAUACCGUUUUUUUUAAGAUUAACAUUUUAUUGGCAUUUUCAGAUAGUGCACGUUACAAGCAUAUAUGUGGCAAAAGUUUGGCUAAAUAACCAACAGCAUUAAUGUUGACACUUGUAUAGAAAGUAUGAAGAUAUCCACAGUGCAUAGUGCCCACAAUCCAGCAACAGGAUGUUGGUUGGAUGGGGGUGUUGGUGCUUUCCAUUCUGAAAUAAUAAGUUUACGCCCCAGCAUCAGUGCAGUCUGUACCCAUUCUGCAUCAUGGGAUGGGAGGUCCUCAAGUAGGGAUGGGUCCCCCAAGAUAUAUAGCCUCAAGGCACAUCACUCCCUAUGAUUUUUGUGACAUUUUUGUGAAUCUCAGACCAGAAAUCUUUUAUUUUUUGGGAGCUCCACAGCAUGUGAGUCAGUGUGCCUUCCCCAUUUUGGCAUCUCCAGCACUCUGGGCUCUGUAUUAACGUGACUCUAUGUAGCUUGGAGGGGGUCCAAUAGACUCUAUUCAGGAUCUUGAAUUGAACUAGUCUAGUCUUGAGUUCUCUGGAUAUCUUUUUCAAGUUUUGUAAGAUCCCACUCCAUUCCCUCUCUGUGAAUGAUACGUUGAGGUCUGCUUCCCAAGUCAGUCUAAGGGAAGAUUCACCUUUGUCUGAGCAUUUUAAAAGCAUUGAAUAAUACAAUGAGGCUUCAUGUCCCUUGCCAAAGAUUUUCAGUAUUGGUGUGAGGAAGCUUGCAGUAGGGGGAGGUGUUGAAAGAGAUCCAAAGGUAUGGAGCAACAGGUGUCUGAGCUGUAAAUACUUCCAGAACUGCUGCUGGGGCAGAUGAAAUUGUGCCUUAAGAUCAGAAAAAGACUUAAACGUGUCCCCUGCAUAUAGGUCCCCAAGGACCAAGAUACCCCUCUCAACCCAUGAUCUCCAGAAAAAUGGUGAUUUGUGGGUGGAUACUUCAUGAGAACAUAUCAAGUGAGCAUCUCCAGCUCUCAUACAGCUUAUGGGAAUUUGUAGGUCAGCCCUGAUCCUAACUGUUAAAUUAGCACAUUUUCGACAAAAUCAUCAAAGUGCUUCUCUCACUGUACAAAGGCUUUGUGCUCCUCUGAUGAGAUGUAUAAUUCUGCCUGAUUUUCUAUGUAAAUGGAGCAGCUGCUGUCGCUCGACUGUAAUCGCACUGUACGUUUCUAGGAAAAGAAUUUUAUCUCAGGAAAAAGCAUUGUACUCUGUUGGGGAAAAAAGUCACUUAACGGUUUUAUUUUAAACAUGUUUUGGCAAUAAAUGCAACAAGUUGGCGGUAGAACUUCCUGUGUAUGUACGCUGUAUGUUGUGCACCGUCUAACGGCGGUGGCCUCGUUGCAAAUGUGAUCAAACAUGUCAGAGGGAGUGAGGAGGGCUUGCAUAAUGGUAUGAUUCUUUGUGUUUGCCGUGACGAUUCAUUAACAUCUCUGAGGGCAGUGUCUAUACACUUGGGUAGUUGUAAAAUGUCUGUGACUGGUCAUUAUAAAACACCUACGGCCUCCUCCGUAAGAGCUGUCGCUAUGGCAAGAGGACCAAAGAGCCUCUUUCUGAUGCUCCAUUCAACACAGAUCUUGUGUCUCUUUGAUUUAAAGGAUCUUCACAGGCCUGAAGAGGUGAAAGAAUCUAAUAUUUCACUAGAACAACCGCAAAAAUAAAUAAAUAUAUAAAAAUCAUUUUGUGCAGCAUAUAUAUUUCUC